This is a messenger RNA of Spea bombifrons (plains spadefoot toad), 1115 nucleotides long. Its product is annotated as ficolin-1-B-like. The transcript has 10 exons. NCBI's taxonomy places the organism in Eukaryota, Metazoa, Chordata, Amphibia, Anura, Pelobatidae. The record is from RefSeq and is a predicted model, not a curated record. Bases 42 to 1052 code for a protein of 336 amino acids.
UUCAUUCCCAGUGCGAGAGCGCAGACAGACUGGAAGCAGCCAUGAAGGGACUGGGAUCCGCCGGCCUGGCCUUCCUCGUCUGGGUCACUGCGGUGUCCGCGCAGACCGAGGGAACAUGUGCAGCGAAUGCGACGGAUCGACAGCAUAUUAAAAACACUUUCUCAGACACUUUGGCCCUCCUUAACGGAUGCCCUGGGAUCGGCGGACCUCAAGGGCCCGAAGGCGACCAGGGGCCACAAGGCGCUAAAGGAGAGAGGGGGUUUCCGGGAGCUCCCGGUGAGCUGGGAUUAGACGGAGAAAAUGGGUUGGAUGGACCGCCGGGAGUGAAAGGACCAGAAGGAGAGAAAGGAGAUCGGGGGUCUAAUGGAGCCAAAGGACCAAAGGGUACCAAAGGCGAAUCACUUGAAGGUCCAAAGAGUUGUCAGGAGCUCCAAGAUAAAGGUUGGGUCCUCUCCGGCUGGUACACUAUUUACCCAGAUGGCAAGAGACCCCUGAGGGUCUUGUGUGAUUUGGAAACCGAUGGCGGAGGUUGGACCGUCUUUCAGAGACGUUAUGAUGGGUCUGUGGACUGGGACCGUAACUGGGGAUCGUACAAGAAAGGUUUUGGGGAUCUUCAGAGUGAGUUCUGGCUGGGAAACGAAAAUAUCCAUCAGAUGACAUCUCCAGGAAAUUUCCAGCUGAGAAUCGAUUUGCAAGACUUUGAAAACAAUCGCGCCUACGCCGCGUACGACAACUUCUUCAUCGCAGGAGAAGAGGACAAAUACAGCCUCCAGAUUGGGAGAUUUACUGGGGGUAACGCAGGAGAUGCGUUUCCGUCCCAAAAUAACAGACAUUUUUCCACCAAAGAUCAGGACCAUGAUUUGGAUGGAAAUGCAAACUGCGCGGAAGGCGGGGGAGGCGGCUGGUGGCACGAAUCGUGCAAAUCGUCCUCGCUCAACGGAAAAUACCGACAAAAAAAGAGCAGAGGCUCCGGAGGCAUCAUCUGGGCGACCUUCAAAGGUCCCAACUACUCUCUCAAGGCAUCAGAAAUGAAGUUUCGCCCCGCACAAUGAAUGAAUGAUAAUAUUGUUGGAUUUCGAGAGAAUUCCAGAAUAUAUAAUUGUCAGAUUUCGAUU